AGUGGAAUCCGAAAGUGAUGAGCAAGCUAAGGUGCCUGACAAUACGCAGUCAAAAGCGACCGCACACACGAAUAAAGUUCUUUCUCCCUCAAUAAUCUUCACCAAAGCAGCUCGAGCGAACUGUACGUACCCUGGCCGUCGACCAGUGUUUCAGACAACGGAUAGACCUUACAGAGCACCAGGACUGACUGCACACAAACGAGUGCGAGUGGGUGCUGCAGCCUUUUCGGUUCGUUUGGUUCCUGGCAAACGCGUACAACAAGAAAAGACAAAUAUGCAGCCUGCUGCUGUGACGGUACCGAGUGCACCCAAAAUGGAACCGCAGAUCAGUCGGCAACCCCAAGUCGGUACGAGACCAGGCAUGUCCGAUGAGAAGCCACGAAGUACUAUACGCGAUAGCAACAAUAAACGACGAUCGGCUGGCAGUAUACUCAGCCUGUUGGACAAACGCGCGCCUGAUGGGGAAAUUCGAGUCUCAGAGGGUAGAUUAGACCCUGCAAGGGCCGAGAAGCAAACCUGCUUGAGUAUCCCAGACGUACGGGAUGUGUUCGAACAGCGCCCGUUCGUAGACACACUGCCAUCAUACAGCAAAAGACUGGCCAUCCCUGCCAUCCCUAUCACUAACCAUGCGCAUACAGUAGCUGCGGUGGGCGAGAAUGAGGCGCAAACUAAGCAGAGUCAAAUGACAAACACCAAUCAAACAUCCAAACUUAGACGAGAUUUCCAACCGCCACAGAUGUCCGCUGCAAACACUAACUCACAGCACGAUGACUAUGCGGAAGACGACGGGAAUGGUGUCACUGACCACCCGCCUGAUUAUACAACUCGUGAACACCGGUCUAUGCGCGAGGAAGGUCGCAGCAUGAGUCACAAGUUUGCGGGAUUGAUU
This is a messenger RNA of Sphaeroforma arctica JP610, 889 nucleotides long. RefSeq lists its product as hypothetical. The record is from RefSeq and is a predicted model, not a curated record. Lineage: Eukaryota; Ichthyosporea; Ichthyophonida. The annotation marks the transcript as partial. The transcript is spliced from 6 exons.